AUGGCAUCCUCCAGCAACAUCUCCGAAUCAUCUCCCCUCCUGCCUUCCGAGAGCAGCUCAUCGCGCCCCGUACCACCAGCGAAGCCCGUCCGCAAUGUCACCUUCAACCCGCAGGUCUCGACUGCCAGCCCACCCAAGCGACGACCCGCUUUCCCUGCGCAGGCCAACAAUGCGAAUCCCAGCGUCGGCACUGCAGCCAUCUCGACAUCGACAUCAGAUCGGCCAGGUCCUCUCUCCGCUCUUAACAGCAAGCUGAGGAGAAGGAAUAGCUCUGGCGCGGCUCUGCAACUCCCUCCAUCACAUCCAAUCUCGAAGAUUGGACCGCAGCGGACGACGCGCACGGCGCAGAAACUGAAACUUUUACCGAAUCCGGAUGUCGCAGAAGACGGGCCUGAUGAGGAGAGUGGGAGGGAUGUGUAUAGUCAAUUUACAAGGAUAAAAGACCCUACUGCGAGACGCGAUGCGGCGCGGUUGGGCAAGGAGGAUCGCGCGAAGCUGCCGCGGGUGACGGCGUACUGCACGGCGAGUUCGUACAGGAUUGAGGAGUUGAUGCGGUUUUUGAAGGGGAGGAUGAAGACGAAGAGCACGAGUCCGAAGUUGUUUGAUGAGUGUCUUUACACGCCUUAUUCAUACCGGAAAGAGGGCGGGGGCUCGAGGAGGAGACGGAUGAGCAGGGAACAAGAAGAGGAGGAGGAGAGGGAAAGAGAGGGGACGUUGGCGACGGUGCAGUCGCAGCCGCAGAGGAGGUUCUCGGAUAGCGCGUUGGAGGUGGACGAGAAUGCCGAGAGGAGGAGGGAGGAUUUGAUCGAUUUGAAUACUACAGAGGCGAACGAGUCUGCGAUCGAGAUGGGCGAGUCUAGUCAAUCAGCUGCGCUAGAUGAUACGGUGAUAUCGACAGAGUCUGCCGAGCAACCCAUACAAUCGACGCCGGACCUAGACACGACGGUGCACGUACCGGAGGUUUUCCUCUUCGAAUACGGCGUCUGUGUGAUAUGGGGCAUGACGCUGAAGGAAGAGCAGCGAUUCCUGAAGGAGAUCUCCAAGUUCGAACAGGAAAAGCUGAGCAAGGACGAUGUGCAGACGGAGGAGUUCAACUUUUACUACACGAGGGAGUAUCAGGCGAGGAUCUAUAAUGACUUUAUCUCGUUGAGGGAGAAGAGGAACUAUAUGACCAAGUUGGCGAUUAGCCAUGCUUUGGCGCAGAGUACGAAGACCUCGCUCUACGAAGACCUCGUCGAUGCCACCAUCUCCACGACCCAGAACAUCCCCUCGCAAAUCGCCACCACGGGCCGCAUCAACCUCACCCGCAAGGAAAUCAACAUGCAAAUCGGCGAGCUCUUCAUUUUACGGAUCAACAUCCACCUGCAAGGAUCUGUCCUCGAUGCUCCCGAGCUCAUGUGGGCGGAACCGCAGCUCGAGCCGGUAUAUCAGGCUGUGAGGAGUUAUCUGGAGAUGGACCAGAGAGUUGCACUCUUGCAGGAACGGGUGGGUGUUAUUGCGGACUUGUUGGCGGUGUUGAAGGAUCAGUUGAGUCAUACGCAUGGCGAAUAUCUCGAGUGGAUCGUGAUCGUGCUCAUCGCGGCAGAGAUUCUGGUCGCGGCGAUAAAUAUCGUGGUGGAUUUGUAUGCUGGUGUCGACUAG
Molecule: messenger RNA, 1641 nt
Organism: Zasmidium cellare ATCC 36951
Lineage: Eukaryota; Fungi; Ascomycota; Dothideomycetes; Mycosphaerellales; Mycosphaerellaceae
Exons: 3
Coding region: 1-1641 (546 amino acids)
Source: RefSeq, a predicted model, not a curated record